Messenger RNA from Ailuropoda melanoleuca (giant panda), 5456 nucleotides. RefSeq names its product multimerin-2-like. Gene Ontology annotation, biological process: negative regulation of cell migration involved in sprouting angiogenesis; negative regulation of vascular endothelial growth factor receptor signaling pathway. The transcript is spliced from 2 exons. Gene Ontology annotation, molecular function: protein binding. The annotation marks the transcript as partial. Lineage: Eukaryota; Metazoa; Chordata; Mammalia; Carnivora; Ursidae. The record is from RefSeq and is a predicted model, not a curated record.
GGGCCCUCCCCGGCCGCCCUGGCGCGGGAGCUGGAGCGCCUGGACGCCGACCUCCGGCGGGUGGGCCGGUGCUGCGAGGCUGCGGGGGCCUCGUCCCUCAACGGCUCCCUCGGGGGGCUGCACGAGGCGCUGGCCGCCACCGAGCGCGACUUGGAGCGGCACCAGCGCCUCUUCCACAGCCUCUUCGGAAACUUCCAAGGGCUUGUGGCGGCCAACGUCAGCCUGGACCUGGGGAAGCUGCAGGCCAUGCUGAGCAGGAAAGGGAAGAAGCAGAGAGGGCUGGAAGCUCCCCGGAGGAGGGACAGGAAGCAAGCGGAGACUUCGGCGGAUGAGCCUGGCAAAGGGCCGGUGCUUUGGGAGGCAGGCUCCCCUGUGGCCUUCUAUGCCGGCUUUCCAGAAGGCACGGCUGCGCUACAGGCGGUGAAGUUCAACGCUACUUACGUCAACGUCGGCAGCAGCUACUUCCCUGAACACGGCUACUUCCGAGCCCCUGAGCGUGGGGUCUAUCUGUUUGCAGUGAGCGUUGAAUUUGGCCCAGGGCCAGGCUCUGGGCAGCUGGUGUUGGGAGGUCACCAUCAGACCCCUGUCAGUUCCACCGAGGAGCGGAGGGGUGGAAGCACGGCCACGACCUUCACGAUGGCCGAGCUGCAGAAAGGCGAGAGAGUGUGGUUCGAGUUAACCCAGGGGUCAGUUAUAAAGAGAAACCCGCCAGGCACCACAUUUGGGGGAUUCCUGAUAUUCAAGACCUGAACGCCGGGCACAGCCCUUGACCAGACGUCGUGGACUCGCCCAGCGUUCCUUGGCCUGGAGCUCCGGCCAGGGUUGGUCUGGAGACCCAUCCCACUGGUCUAGUUCUUCCCGGAAAACUGCAGAGACGAUGUGGUAUAUGUGGCCUUCCUCUAGACGCACUGGGUUUGGCUCUUUCUUAGUGACGGAAGAACCGGAAUGCUUCUCUCUGGGCAGAAGCCAGCCCGGGGAGGUGUGAACCCGAGCUUGGCAUGCCUCCUGAGGCAGCAUGGCGUGUGGGCCCCAGCCCUCGGCCGCACCCUGGGUCCUACAGCUUCUUUGGUGUGUCGCUCCUCCUGUGGUCGGAAACUUUAAACCAUUCUCCCACUUCCUUUCCCUAAUCUUAUGCUAGAAAAUCGUUCCUCCGCAGAAGGAAGAUGUUUAAAAUGGAGGUGACAUUUUGGAUGUUGUUGGAAACCAGUCUCUACCCACUACAGGGCCGUCGGAGAAAACCGAACCGUUUGACUUCUGUUAGAAACGGGACAAAGUCCUCGUCGAGUUAACCAAAGGAAACAGUAUUAUAUUUCGCUGUUUUGGUCCUUCCCUGAAUUUAUCUGUAACCUUAAUUUCACUUCUUUAUCUCCUUGCCUCCACAAGAUAAAGGCCAAGACACGCCAAACAUGAACUCAAAUGUGUACAGCCUUCGCCUUUUUUUUUUUACUUCCUCCACUCGCCGAUGACCGUCCUCAUUCUUAUUAGCAUCUCGAACCAGGAAGGAGGCUGAGGGAGGAAGUGAAGGAUGAUUGUCAAAAUCUCCCUUGAGAAUGAUCAGCUCUGGAAUAAAAGCAAUGCCCUUCAACUCUCUGCCUGGUUUAUUUAUGGAGAGCAAAAGGAUUCAUUACAGAAGGUAGAAAUAGGGGACAAAAUGCAACUAUUUGGGAUAAAUGUGACUCCCAUGAUUCCAGGCUGUGUUUGACUUCACAGUUCCAGUAAGUUCUACAUGGCACACGCAGAGCCUCCCCAGCAGGCAGUGGCGUGAAUACUGGAUUAGACAGGAACACUUGGAGUUGCAACAGUUCCCACAGUAUCAACGUAGGAUUUUCAAAACAUUACAGACCCUAGAGCAAACAGGCUGGAGAAAGCAGCCAUCUAGUUGUGAGGAAACGUGUGUGUUUUGGUCAUUAGGUGUCCGAUGUGUUGAACAUACUCUUCUGGAUAACUAAAUUGGAUUGGACUGGGUGGUGAAAAAGGACAGGAGUUGGUUGUCAGGGUUAACAAGGGUCUCAGCCCUUCUCCUUGUUUCCUAAGGGUCAUUAAUCCAAACCGUUGUCCCUCAGAAUUUAUUCACCAAGCUUCGUGUGCUCCAUAUGCUAAAACAUUAGUGUCAAAAGGAAAAGUGUGCUGGGCCACUCUGCCACUGACAGUAAAUCACCGCCCCCUGAACUUUUUCCACCUGUAGUAUGAGGUGGUUAGUCUAAUAGCUUUCAGUAAGUAUCUUGGUGUUUUAUUAUCUUGACCACAGAUUUGACUCUGGCCUUCCUGCCCUUCCCUCUGGCCAGGGCCUCUUGCCCAGUGUGGCUCUCAGUUGCCAAGACUAAUGCCAACCCAAGGCAUGAUGUACUGGGGCCAUUCCUGACCAAAGAUUGGAAAGCCGGUAGCCCAUGGCCCCUGCUGUGUCUUCCUUCUGCCCCAUCUCGUCCUUAUUGGUCAAGCUGUACUGACGACUAAGUGGAGAUAUUAGGACAGUGUGGUCUUACCAACUAAGAUUUCCAUUUGGAAUAGAUUAGAUUGCACAUAAUAAGCAGAGUGAAUUGAUCUCCAUAAGGGGCACAUGCCCUCCGCCACUCAUGUGGCCGGUGCCCUUAACAGGGUUAUAAAUGCAAGUGCUAACUGGUUAACUCCGCCAGCAGCGUGGAUGAGUCAGUCGCUCCAGAAGUUUCUGGGAUGAGAACUAGAGAGACAAUGGUUCUUUUAAAUAGGAUGCUUUCCAUGCAACAAAACCAAUUUCAUAAAACCUUAAUAUCCAGUUUAAGUGCAAAUUUCCUGUUUAAACACUUCUAUAAUGAAGACACCAGUUUAAGAAUUCUAAAGUUCACUCGACAGGUUUCUUAUCUCCACUAAGGCAUCUAGUAUCCCUGGGUGCAGACUCUUUGCCAGUGCCCCCCAAAUAGACCCCCUGUUACCCAGGCUAAUGUUAAGACACCCUUCACUUGUGGCAUCCAGAACAAGGCAACGGACUGAGCACAGAGUGGUACCAUACUUCCCAAAUCGGAUGGAAACACGGAUUCAAAAAUAAUACUGAAAAACAAGAAAGGGUGCCAUAAGCUGAUCAGAAAAUUUUCACAAUUUCUGAAAAAUGGGAAAUAGAAGGAUCAAGUAUAAAAUGAAAUAGCAAAAGGAAACCAUAACCCAAAACAUCUGAGACUGUUGGAGAUGGGAGCGAUUUCAGGGGAACCCCAAACUCAAACUCAGCCCCUAACAGGCUUGGGGGGGAUGAGUGGAGGAGGAGCAGCCGAGGGGCAGCCGCGGUGGGUCCCAGCCGUCGCCUGCCCGUGCUAAGCGGCCAGCAGCGGUGGCCUCUGCCCGGAGCCUGGCAGCGUGGGUCUAUCCUGGGCCCCCAGCUGCGGGGCGGUUACGGACUCUCGAGGCAGGAAGCUCCCAGGCUACGUGGAUAACCCAAGGCCCGCGGCAGCCAAUCCAGAGAUGUGUCCCCACACAGCACAACAUAAUGUCAAAGUAACGCCUGACCUCUGCUUUUCUUUCAGAAACAACUUGUGUUUUAGCAGCACUGUGGAGAGGAUAUAUAUGGUCUAUAAAGAAUGUUUCUGAAAGCUCUUCCUUCCUGUCAUACUCCACCACUCCGCUGGUAUCCCGUGACAUUUGUCUCAAAAACAUCCGCACCUCCAGCCCUGCUCUAGCCCGCUCAGCGUUCCUCCACCCUCCUCUGAAGAAAGCUCCCCCAGAGCCGGCCCAGCAAUGACCAAACUCACUGCGGUGGGGGCGGUAAAUACGCGGAGGGGGAAAAGCCUGAAUCCUAGGCAAGCAGAACGGAGCACUUAAUUUUUGCAUUAACAAACCGCUGUUGCCCCAUAAAAACAGGAAGCCAAGGAACACAGAACUGAGGGGAGCAGGGGUUCACCAAAUACAGAAAUGAGCAACCACGCCAAAGCGCCCAACCUUUGUGGAAAACCAGUGUCAGGAAGAAAAGGAUCCAAAACUCAAAAAACUGAAGAUUUUGGACUACACAAGUCUCUAGAAAUAAUACAGGAAACUGGAAAUCUUAUUUGCCACUCAGAUCUUGGUCUCUAAAUACCAUCCUCCCUGAGGGAAUCGGACAGCCUUGGGGAAAUGGCUGACUCCAUGGCUGGGGCAGGGAAACUACCAGAUGACCUUGGAACAUCUUCUAAGUGCCAAAAUUAAGAAGUGCUCAAGAAAAGAUGGGCACGUGGACAAAGGACUCAGCCAAUGUGAUGAACUUCCGGUGGCCAAGUCUGGACCAAUCUGAGCAUCAAAACAAAUGACGACCCGACGGACCCUAACUCACUGACUAGAGGAAGAGCCCACGUGUUCCUACCGGUGAUAAAAAAUAAACAGAACACAGACCUCUCCCUUACAGAACGCCAGUUAAUAAAUAUAGAUGUAAUCACACAAGUAGAAAACCACUACUUUGUAACCACUGAUUCACAUUAGAAUUGCCAGUGGCUAGAACAGACUCUCAAAUUAUCACCAUAACAUAGUAAUUACAAAGGGAAAACCACCACUUUCCACUAAGGAAACUAGGUUUCACCUCGAACAGGGGAUUGACAGUGACAUCAUUAAUAAUGGGACACAUGCCAUGGCCUCCCAAUGGGAUACCCCGAGAAGGACACAACUGUGUCCACAGAAACUCUGGCCUUUUGCUCUAGAAAAUGUAUCACAAAAGACAGAAACUGGAGAACUGUUUUGGAUUAAAGAAUGAGACAUGACAACCGAAUGCAAGAUCCCCCAACAGACCCUGGACCCGGGAAAUGCGCUCUCAUGGACUGUAUUAGAACCGACGAAGGUCUGCAGGUUUUGGUAUUGCUGAUCAUUGUUAUGGUAUCGAUGUCAACUUUCCUGAAUUUGAAAAGCAUACAUAACCGGUUUUGUAAUAGGAAUAUCCCUGAAAUACUUAAAAGAGACACGAGCUCUGUAAUCCAAGUAGUUCAGAGAAGGUUAUGUGUGUGCUCAAACAUUCCAACAUCAAGCCUUUACGAUUCUUGUUCACACACACAGACCAACAAGGCAGCUGUGGCAAAAUGUAAUAGUUGAUGAAUCUGGGUGAAGUGUAAAUGGCAUUCUUGUACUCUUCACUUUUCUAGAAUUUUGAAAUUAUUUCCAAAUAAUAAAUAAAGUUUGGUUGAGAUAAAAAAAAACAGUAGAUGGGCUGAAAAGCAAACGGUAUGAUGGAUCAUACAACAGACACGUUAAGAAAUAGGGAAGAAAAAGUCAGGGGACCUAAUAUUUGUCUAAUGGGAGUUCUAGGAAGAGUAAAGUAAAAGAAAGGAAGGGAGGAAAUAAAGAAAUAGUGGAAGCUCCCACGUCCAAGGAAAGUUUAAAAGCACCCAAUUGGUACUAACAUGAAGAAUGUAUCUAGACAUGGCAAGUUUAAACUUCAAAACAGCGGAGAGAAAAUUCCAUUUUGUUUUUCAGAUUUAUUUGAGAGAGCGAGCGGCCUCGCACGAGUGCGCACAAGUGGGGAGGGGGCAGGG